Peniophora sp. CBMAI 1063 is the source of this 2982-nucleotide messenger RNA. NCBI's taxonomy places the organism in Eukaryota, Fungi, Basidiomycota, Agaricomycetes, Russulales, Peniophoraceae. The record is from the annotation of a GenBank genome assembly.
AUGCAAACUGUGACUCGCAGUCUGACGACAAGAACCGUCACCACUCUCUCGCAGUCUGCCCGUCAUUAUGCCCUUCCUCGCUCUACACGCCCUUUCGCGUCCCUCGCCCCCUCGCCGGCAUCAGUCGAAGUAGCACGAGUUCCAGACAACGACCCUGGCCCCAGAAUCAAUACAAAAGGCCCACAGUUCACCGACCAUCCCAUUACCAUCCGCCGCGUCGAGCGCCUGAUCUCGCGCGGCCAAUGCGCCAAAGCAUGUCACUACGUCCUAUCCAAUUCGAGCAGGCAAAGUCUAUCCACGAAUCCCGCCAAGCUCAGAAUCGUCUUAAAGGCCCUUGACGCUUUUCUCAAGAACGGUGCAGAGGCGGAAGCACGCGCCCUGCAACGCGCACUAUUGGACGAUACUUGGGCGGACGUGAGCGCGAGCCAUGGACCCCGCUACGGCCUGAUGCUGCUGUGCCUCGCCAAGCUCACACGUCCCACCCCUACAUCUCGUAGAAAAGGGUUCGAUUGGAGCAUACGGGCACACCGCGACAUCCUACGUCAAGCGCGACCUCUGCUCCAGGACAUAAGCGCCGACGACCUCGCCCGCGUUCUAGACCGACUCUCUCGCGUUCGUGAUGCCGGCGCCAAACUAUGCGUCGCUCUCGCAGGAGAAUAUGCGCGUAUCCACGGCAACAAAAGCCUCUCGCGUCGGUUGGGCAUACAAAUUGCGCGUCUCACCUCCAGCGUGCUCGCGUCAGAGUCGGAGGCGGGAUUCAGACAAUCGAUCAAGCCGUUCCCUGGCGCCGGAGCGCUCAUGCGCGGUACCAAUGAUACGUCCAUGCCUUGGGCGGCGCGCGCUAUGCUUGCUUUACAGCGCACAUCGCAUCUUGAGCAAAAUCUUGCUGAGGCACAGCAUGCGCGUCAUCUGCGAGAACUGUACGAGGAGCGUUCUAAGGGCAAAGGACCUCUCGAGCCGGUCACGUUCAGGCUUGAAGAACUCGUGCGGCCCGAUGGAGAGGACACGCACGCGCCAGAGCUAUCCGAGGUCCAACUCGACCUUAUUGCCGAGGGCGCGCGCAUGUCGCUCCUAGUCUCCUCAGUGGCUCAGCGAGGAUCAGGUGCAAAACCAUCCAAAUCCGAGCGAGCAAGGUUUCGGAAGAUAGGCGAGAGACUCACGGCUUUCUCCCGCGCGGACUUCGAGCGUAUGAGCGAGGCGGAGCUCAAUGAUCUCAUUUCGCGGCAGGAGCAGUAUAUGAGGAUGGUACCGCUCUUUGCUGCCAAGCCUUCGACGGAGAACGCUGCUGGAAGGGAGGAGGCGCGAGCACCUGAUGAUGGACCGUCGGAUGUUCCGGCCCGGACCCUGGAAGAUGGCGAUGAUACCUGCACUGUGGCGGGGCGUGUUCAGCCUGCCGGGUCGCCCGCCGACCUGUCGGAUACAUGCUCAAAGGGCGAUGGGCCGGGGUCGGUGCAGGCUGACGUUGCCUCUCGAGACGCAUAUAGUGAACCCGCCGUCGGGUCUAUAGGCGUUCUCGAGCCACAGUUGCGCAGCUUCGCCGAGCUGCUCGACAUGGAUCCCACCAGUGAAGACAUUAGCAUCAACACGCUCGGUCAGCGCCUCGUGCAUAAGGCUGUGGAAGCUCGUUUUGGGUUUGAGGGUGGGCACGUCGAUCAAGCUGGGCUGAAUAGGAUGGCCGAUCUCGUCGGGCGCUUCGCGGAACUGCAAGCGACAGUCGAGAACGACGUCCAUCACAACCAGAACGAUCCUUCCUCUAAGGUCUCCUUCGACGAGAUCGUCCGUCGCCUUGAUGACGCUUCCUCGCCGACGUCGGGCGAGACGCACGAGCUGGACACCGCGCUUGAACGGGGCGCAUCGACUUUGGAGACCAUCACAACCUUUCUCGCCGAAGUCGCACGCUUGGGCGCCUUCAACCGCUCACACAUCAGCGCCGCUCUCGCCACAAUGUCCUCCCGUGGCAUCGAGCCCGAUGCCCAAUUCUUCACGGUUCUCAUCACCGCCUCGGUCCGCGCCAAGGACAUCGCCCGCGCGCACGCUCUCUACGACGCCAUGCUACGCUCGUCCCAGUCAAACCCGCGUCUCACGCCCACAAGCGUCACAUACGCCAGUCUCUUCAAAGCCGCCGAACUACCACAACCUCGUCCACACACCCAUCCUCGCCCGAAUCCGCGCCACCUCUUCCUCCCUUCGCCGCCCCAAGAAGGAAUCCGCGCCCCACGCGUCCUCUUCAGAGAGAUGAUGGAUCUCCACGACCGCAUCACCCGCGGUAUGCGCAGUCACCGCAAAGGGUCCCCCGGACAAGGGCUGCCGCCCAUAUCCGUGAUCACCAGAGACAGCGCGCGCAUAGCUCUACGCGCGUUCCUCCGCAUAGGCGAUUUUCCCGGUGUACUCGGUGUCCUGCACGCGUUUCAAGAACUCCAUAUGCGGCCUAGCCAUACGACGUGCAACGUCGUCUUCCGCGAACUCACCGUACACAUCCGGCGUGAUACCGCUCGUGCGAAGUAUGUUGCGGGACCCGUCUCCUCGCGCUGGUCGACACGGUUCCUCGGUACAGACGCUACGAAGCUUAACGACUAUCAAUUGAUGUCCCGCCUCUACGACCUCACCUUCCCGAAAGGAACACCUAGAGAUCGGCGGAGCGUUCCGACGUUCGAUAUGGUGCAGGGCGCACAGAGGAUGGGCAAAGGAUCCAGGUGGGAAGUCGGGCCGUUGGAGAAGCUUGUUGACGAAGCGUUGUUCUGCGGGAUGGAGCCUAAGCCGGGGUUGGAGGGGCUUACGCGGGAUGUGGCGAGGGAGGAGGGAGAGGCGGCUAGGAGGGACAUGGUGCCGCCGCCGUUUAGGCCGGGUGGGGCUGAUGGGGAAGUGGGGAGAGUCGUUAGGGCUUGGAAGGCGGCGAAGUUGAGGGAGAGGAGGGAGAGGAGGAGGGUUGAGGAGAAUGGGGUUGGAGAACUGAGGGAAGGAGAUGGGCAGUGGGAUUUCUGA